This is a messenger RNA of Chrysochloris asiatica (Cape golden mole), 441 nucleotides long. Its product is annotated as kunitz-type protease inhibitor 2-like. NCBI's taxonomy places the organism in Eukaryota, Metazoa, Chordata, Mammalia, Afrosoricida, Chrysochloridae. The transcript is spliced from 4 exons. The annotation marks the transcript as partial. The record is from RefSeq and is a predicted model, not a curated record. Gene Ontology annotation, molecular function: serine-type endopeptidase inhibitor activity.
ACUUCUGCCACGUUUCGAAAGUGGUGGGGCGAUGCCGGGCCGCCUUCCCAAGGUGGUGGUACAACAUCACGGACGGGUCUUGCCAGCAGUUUGUGUAUGGAGGCUGUGAAGGGAAUAACAACAAUUACGUAACCAAGGAGAUGUGUAUGGAAAAAUGCGCCGGAGUCAAAGAGAAUGCUGUUCAUGUGCUGCUCACCAACAGGAGUGGAGCUGUGUCCUCUGUCCCGAGUGAUCUCAGAAGGCAGGAUGACCUAGCCAGCAACAUCUUCAACUACGAAGAGUACUGCACUUCCAAGGCGGUCACCGGGCCGUGCCGCGCAGCCUUCCUUCGCUGGUAUUUUGAUGCUGAGAAGAACGCCUGUGACCACUUCAUCUAUGGAGGCUGUCAUGGUAACAAGAACAACCAUCGAUCUAAGGAGGAGUGCAUGCAGCGCUGCUUUG